Molecule: messenger RNA, 2117 nt
Organism: Cyprinus carpio (common carp)
Lineage: Eukaryota; Metazoa; Chordata; Actinopteri; Cypriniformes; Cyprinidae
Gene: dct
Product: dopachrome tautomerase
Biological process (GO): positive regulation of neuroblast proliferation; developmental pigmentation; ventricular zone neuroblast division
Cellular component (GO): melanosome
Molecular function (GO): oxidoreductase activity; dopachrome isomerase activity
Source: RefSeq, a predicted model, not a curated record
UCUGUGUCAGGUGACUACCACGGGACGGCCGUAAUAAUCCUCCCAUGCUCCACUUGGCCAGAGCAUAUAAAGCACUGAUGGGCUUGAGCUCUGUGAAUAUGCAUGUAAUUUGUAGACACAAGCUAUUAUAGACCUCCAGCCGUUACCGAUAUGCUCAGAACCGCAUGUAAUCAUUAAAAACACAUUUACUUGUGAUUAGUGAGGUGCUGUGGCAUUUGAGGGAGACACUGAGAAACUCAGAGAAGAUCCUGCAGAUAUGAGGAGAUCGAUUGUGUUGGCUGUGAUUUACAGUCUUGGAUGGAUUUACCUGACCGAGGCUCAGUUUCCCCGAGUCUGCUGCACCGUGGAGGCCAUCGUGUCCAAAGAGUGCUGUCCCGCACUGGGAUCGGAUCCGGAGAACGUGUGCGGGGUUCUGUCCGGCCGCGGAAACUGCAGCGAGGUCCAUGUGGACUCCAAACCCUGGGGAGGACCGUACAGGUUAAGAAACGUGGACGACCGGGAGAGAUGGCCGACUAAGUUUUUCAAUCGGACCUGUCGAUGCUUUGGUAACUUUGCUGGUUAUAACUGUGGCGAGUGUAAAUUCGGCUGGACGGGGCCGAGCUGUGACCAGCGCAGGGCUGCCAUUGUGAGGAAGGACAUUCACUCUCUGAGCCCCGCUGAGCUGCAGGAGUUCCUGGACGUCCUGGAUCAGGCCAAAACCACCGUCCACCCUGAAUACGUCAUCGCCACACAGCACUGGCUGGGCCUGCUGGGACCCAACGGUACCGAGCCCAACAACAUCUCCAUCUACGACUUCUUCGUCUGGCAGCACUAUUACUCUGUCCGAGACACAUUACUAGGUCCAGGACGUCCUUUUAAAGCCAUCGACUUCUCCCACAAGGGUCCGGCGUUCAUCACCUGGCACAGAUACCAUCUGCUCAGUCUGGAGAGAGAGCUACAGAAACUCACAGGUAACGAGAACUUCGCUGUCCCGUACUGGAACUUUGCGACAGGACGGACGGAGUGUGACGUGUGCACAGACUCUCUGCUCGGAGGACGGGACCCCACUGACCCGUCCCGUAUCAGCCCACGCUCCAGGUUUGCCCGCUGGGGAGUGGUGUGUGACAGUCUGGAUGAAUAUAACCUUCUGGUGACCUUGUGUAACGGGACCAGCGAGGGAUCUCUGCGCAGAGGAGUCAUGGAGAGCACUAACGUGACGUUACCAACCAUGAAUGACGUCAGAAGCUGCCUGAACCUCAGAGACUUUGACAGUCCACCGUACUUCACCAACUCCAGCUUCAGCUUCAGGAACGCGCUGGAAGGAUACGACAAGCCAGAUGGAGAGCUGGACAGCUCUGUGUCCAAUCUGCACAACCUGGUUCACCUGUUCCUCAACGGGACCAGCGCUCUGUCCCACUCCGCCGCCAACGACCCAAUCUUUCUGGUGCUUCAUACAUUCACCGAUGCCAUAUUUGAGGAAUGGAUGAGACGUUCCCGUGAAAACGCCAGCUUCCCAGAUGAGAUGGCUCCUAUUGGACACAACCGGCAUUAUAACAUGGUCCCGUUUUUCCCACCUGUGACCAAUGAGGAGAUCUACGUCGCAUCUGAACAGCUGGGAUAUUCCUACGCCAUUGAACUUGAAGAAACAGACAGCAGGCCGGUCAUGUUUCUGCUGGGCAGCACACUGGGAGGAAUCUUCCUCGGUCUGCUCCUGCUGCUGCUUCUGUCGGUGCUGUAUGUGCAGCAGAGGAAAAGACGCGAGUUCGAGCCUCUCCUGAACACAGAGUUCACCACCACAAAAUACACAGAGGACGCGUAAUUCACAUCCACACACAUCAGCAGCCCUGUCCCAAAUCCUCAUGCUCUGAAAUGAAAUGGUUUUGGAACAGAUCCAGUGCAUGCAGAGCAAAACACAUGAAGAUGAUUGCAAAAAUACACUAAAUCACAAACUCUGUUGAUGGUUAGAGAGGAGCAAUGAUUCAACGCGUCUGCUGAAUUGUAUCAGCCGCCAUGAAAUGUAUAAUAAGCACUUGAACAUGCAAAUGAGAAAGCACAUAUUUAUAUACGCUACAGUUCAAAAGUUUGGGAUUAGUAAGAUUUUUUAUUCAGCAAGGAUGCAUUAAAUUGAUAAAAAGUGA